Zerene cesonia (dogface butterfly) is the source of this 3438-nucleotide messenger RNA. RefSeq names its product ABC transporter G family member 20-like. Gene Ontology annotation, molecular function: ATP hydrolysis activity; ABC-type transporter activity; ATP binding. The transcript has 16 exons. The coding region runs from base 276 to 2438 and encodes 720 amino acids. Gene Ontology annotation, cellular component: membrane. NCBI's taxonomy places the organism in Eukaryota, Metazoa, Arthropoda, Insecta, Lepidoptera, Pieridae. The record is from RefSeq and is a predicted model, not a curated record.
CGAAGCAGUUUCAAUUCGAACGCUGGCCGCAUACGGUGUAUCGUGGAAUAAAAAAAAAGAUCUGUCAAUAUCAAAACGCGCGCGCUUUUCGAAUUUAUAUUUUUUUAAGUGCUCAGAAAAUUUAGUGUCUGUUCCAUUUAAAAUUUUCAGGAAUUACAUAUUGAAUUGAAAUUAAAAGUGUAAGUGCUUUGAAAGUAGAAGGAAGUGAAACUUUUUCGUUAUUUGUUGACAUGAAAAUGCGCGCCAACUGAACUGUCAAAAAGAACAACAUCAAGAUGGCGACGCCGGCCGUAGUGGUCGAACGGGCAUGCAAGUACUACGGUCGAAAGGACAGCAAUGAUUACAAACCUGUACUGCAGAACUUGGACAUGACCGUCGAGAAGGGUAUUAUUUACGGUCUCCUGGGCGCAUCGGGGUGCGGAAAAACUACCCUCCUUUCUUGUAUUGUGGGUAGACGGAAACUCGAUAGCGGCGAAGUGUGGGUACUUGGUGGGAGACCUGGCGAGAAGGGCAGUGGGGUUCCCGGACCUAGGGUAGGGUAUAUGCCACAGGACAUAGCCCUAGUUGCCGAAUUCACAAUCCGCGAUGCUAUCUAUUACUUCGGGCGUAUUUAUGGCAUGAAGACGGAACAGCUCCACGAUCGCUUCAAGUUCCUCAGCGACCUCCUGGAGUUACCAAGCCCUGGGAGGUUCAUUAAGCAGUUAUCUGGUGGUCAGCAACGGCGGGUUUCCUUGGCUGCUGCCCUGGUUCAUGACCCGGAAUUGUUAAUUCUGGAUGAACCGACUGUUGGCCUGGAUCCUAUGCUGCGAGAGAAAAUUUGGAAUUACCUAUCAGAACUAGCUACAAAGGGAACAACAGUGAUAAUAACCACGCAUUAUAUCGACGAAACGAAACAAGCUCAUAAGAUUGGUCUUCUCCGAGAUGGUCAGUUAUUAGCCCAGGAUGCGCCUGAUGAAAUACUACGGAGAUAUUCGUGUACCACCCUUGAGGAGGCGUUCCUCAAAAUGGCCGUCGCGCAAAACGAAAACUUACGCACAAACAGACGGCGAUCUACCCUAACUUCCUCUUCCCCUGACGUCAUACCGGACAACACCUUAUCAAAUGACAGCCGAUUCCACUCCACCGAAGACUUCUCCAUCGUCACAAGUAGUCGAGAUGUACUCACGAAAAAAGACAAUCACAUGGAGUUGAAGAGUAAAAAAAAGGGCAGAUACAAAGCGGUUUUUAUUAAAAGCAUUCAACAGUUUUCGCGGCAUCCGGGCGGGUUGAUAUUCUCAGCGCUCUUCCCGAUCAUACAGGUGGUAGCAUUCUUCAGUGCGGUGGGACACGACCCUAAGGACUUGCAUCUCGCUAUUGUUAAUGAUGAGGCUGCUUCAGUGCCAAUGGGUCUAGAUCUAUGUAGGAACGAUAACCUGACACGAGUAAUGAUUAAUGAAGACGGAUCAUGCGACUACUUUAUGCUAAGUUGCUGGUUUCUGGACGAAAUGGAAAAACGAAAUUUGAUGGUGUCCUACUACAACAACACCCACGAAGCUAAGGCAGCCGUGGCCAGCCUCAAGACAUACGGCGCGAUAUACUUCCCCGCCAACUUCAGCCAUUCGCUCGCACUACGCGUCGCCGAUGGAUAUGUGGAGGACGACAUUGUUGAAGACGGCACUAUCAGCGUGUGGCUCGAUAUGACAGAUCACCAGAUCUCCAACUACCUGAAGCGGCAGUUACAUAAAACCUACGAAUACUUUACGAAGAGGACGAUGAAUGCUUGCGGGCUGAACGAAGAUCUCGUUCAGAUUCCAGUGCGUUUCAAAACACCAAUCUUCGGUUCAUUGGAACCAGAGAUGGUUAGUUACAUGGCCCCUGGAAUUAUGGUCACGAUAAUCUACUUCCUGCCCGCGAUCGUAACAUCGACGCUGAUGAUCUCGGACCGGCUCGAGGGCGUGUGGGAGCGCAGCGCGGUGGCGGGCGUGCAGCCGCGCGAGAUGCUGCACGUGCACAUCGCGCUGCAGGCCGCCGUCAUUGUGAUGCAGACGAUAGAAAUGAUGGCGCUCGCGUUCAUGGGCUACAGCCUCCCAUUCAAAGGCUCGUUCCUCACGUGCGGCAUACUGCUCUUCCUGCAAGGCGUCGGCGGGAUGUGUUACGGCUUCCUGCUGUCCGUGCUCUGCCCGAGCUAUACGCUAUCGUUCUUUGUGGCCACUGGCAGCUUCUAUCCGAUGGUGCUGUUGUGUGGUAUCCUAUGGCCGCUAGAAGCGAUGCCAAUCGGUCUCCGUUACAUCGCAAUAGCUUUACCAUUCACAAUUCCCUCAAAAACGCUCAGAGACUUAAUGGAAAAAGGAUCCAGCAUCACAGAGUUCAACGUUUACUUUGGCUUCAUCGUGACAAUAUUAUGGAUCGGAAUUAGCCUUUCGAUAUGUUUCCUUAAACUUAAAUAUAAGAAAACGUAAAUAGGUAAUCUGUGUUUAUUAUGGUUCAAAGAAUCUGUAUCAUAUAUAGUCUGCGGACAAUUUUCAUCUGCAAUAAAGUAAGUCUGUGAUCUAUUUGACAGCUCACAAAGAAGUUUUUUUUUUUCAAUAUGUAGGUAUUUUUUUAUUUUAAAUGGGUUUUGACUUGCUAUAGGCAGUGGUGGCAUACAUUUGGAAUACUUUAGCAUUUAAAUAGAUAAGGAGCUAAAUUUUUGUUGCUGUAAAUAGCUUUGCUUUUUUGUUACUGUUAAGCAAAUUUGUUUUUUCAAUAAAAAUGACAAUGUCACUUUGUAUAAUGUACUGAUAGGAAUUACUGUAAAAGCUUCAAAUAAUUUUAAUGAUUUCUGUUUAAUUUGUAUUAUCUAUCUAUGUAAAUUAACUAGACGAAAGGAGGUAGAGGAAGGAGUGCGACCUCUCAUAAAGAAGUGUUCGCUAAAAAGUAUGAAACUAGGGUGGCGCCACUGUAGCAAGUGUCAGAUUUUUAUAUCAUACAUAAUAUCUUCAACGGGUAAUACACUUCACUCUGUCUUGUUUGCUAACUUCAUGUCAUUCCAUGAACUCUUGUCACUAGCGCCACUGUGGUCAAGUCUCGAACUAUUAUUUCUCUUUUCAUAUCCUGUCCAUUAUAAAGAUUGUCCUCCUUCCUCUACAGUUUCUACUAAGAUUUGUCCUUGUUUUUAAUAGUUGGUUGUUGUUUUAAAUAAUAAGAUGGCUAAGAUAAAAUUUUAAUAACACUGUCUUCGCCUAUUUUCAAUGUAUAUUGUGAAGUUUUUAAAUUUAAAUACAAUGGCAUUUAACAAUUAAGAUAGUUUUGUUAAGAAAAAUGUGUCGGAAAACAUUGCUCAAAUAUGUAAUUAGAUACGACUUAUUAAUGAAUUAAAUUAAGUGUAUUUUCUUAGUAAAAAUAAUAUUGCAUCUGUAAGGGUCUUGUGAUAUGCACUAUGUGAUUUAGGGGUAUUUAUGAAUAAAUACUUUUUAUAAU